GACAGUAUUCGCUACCGCUACAUACGCUAAAGUACAUAAAAUAUCACUAUUUUGACAUUUCAGUGUAAUCUUUUUGGCAAUUUUCCGCAUUUUUCCACCAAUUGAACAUUUCCCCGGCAUUGCUUUGACCCCACAGAAUCCCUCCUUGAGGCUGACGAUAAGAAUUUUGUGGCAUUUUCCCGAGAAAACCUCAAUUGCGAAAGAACAAUUAAAAAUAAAUCAUCAUGAGUCUGGCCAAGAAGGUGAAACGUGAAAAUUUGAAUUAUAUUGACUUGCUGCAGCAGAGCAUUGAGAAUACAGAAGAAGCAGGAGGAGGUGAUCCGCUGUCAGAACAGAUCAUUGAAGAGGAGGAGAUGGUUGUGGAAGAGGAGCAAUACAGCAGUGGUGAUCAUCAUGAUAAGAAGGUGGUGGACCUUGUGGAUUCCUUUGAUGUGAGUGUGGACAAUCAGUAUGAGAUCUCAGCUGGAGCAACAAAAGCAGACGGAGGACGCGAUGGGGAUUCGGAUGAUGAGAUACGCAUUACGGUGAAGAGGAAGAAAUCACGAGGUGGUGGACAUGCAACGGAUACAGCGACCCUCAAUGACAUUUACAUGCUCCUCCUCAGCAUGGAUAAGCGCAUUUCCAACAUUGAAAAGUGGAUGAAGAACACCACCGGAAAUGGAUCUCUGUCUAUCAACAAUACAUCAGUAAUUACAAAACUCCUCCCCAUGAAGACUGUGCAGGAGCUGAAGGAAUUCGAUGAUCUACUGGAGGAGCCAGAUUUUGAGAAUGCUUACAUUUCAUUUGUUCAAAAUGCAGAACUCAAGGAUCUCAUGGAUGACAAUGUCAUCAUUAAUUUUAACUACAGCGGCGUACACAAAAAACUAGCACUAAAGAGUUACAGGUUCAUCCAGGUGUGGAAAGACAACUCCAAUUUACCAGAAAGUGAAUUUGCAAAAAAUCUGAAAAUUGAAAUUGGAGCAGCUCACAACAGGCACCACAGUCGUCGUGCGCGUCUUCGAAAGUCUGCUGGAGGCUCCUCUUAAAAAGACAAAUAUAGGAUGCCCCACCUACCUACCAUCCAUCCUCGAGCACUAGGUGAAAUUGUGAGAGAAAAAGAAUUUAUUGAUGUAAAAUAUAUUUUUUUUUUCCUUUUAAUAAAAUUCAAUAAAAUGGAUAGAACAAAAUAAAACGAACGGUAAGUAGAA
Lutzomyia longipalpis is the source of this 1187-nucleotide messenger RNA. RefSeq lists its product as uncharacterized. The transcript is spliced from 3 exons. The record is from RefSeq and is a predicted model, not a curated record. NCBI's taxonomy places the organism in Eukaryota, Metazoa, Arthropoda, Insecta, Diptera, Psychodidae. Bases 225 to 1025 code for a protein of 266 amino acids.